Messenger RNA from Arabidopsis arenosa, 1885 nucleotides. The record is from the annotation of a GenBank genome assembly. NCBI's taxonomy places the organism in Eukaryota, Viridiplantae, Streptophyta, Magnoliopsida, Brassicales, Brassicaceae.
AUUCUUGAUCUCUCUCUGCUUCUUCUUUCUAAAUUUCAUACCUUGAAAACAGAACACAAAACCCUUGAUCAACUCCAAAAAAAAGAGAUCUCUUUCAAUCAAAACCAAACAAAAUGAAGAAAGAACCAAUUCAUAUCCGUCCUCUGUACCUUCCAUGUCUCUUAAUGUUUCUUCUUUCAUCACUCCGUCAAAUCACCGGAGACGCAAGAGCUCGAGCCGUUCAAGUCACUUGCUCACCCUUGCUUGAGCACAACGAAACCGCUUAUGUCCCAAAUUUCGUAGCCACAAUGGAGAAAAUCAGUACACAAGUACAAACUUCCGGUUUUGGAGUUGCUCUCACCGGUACAGGACCAGACGCUAACUACGGUCUUGCACAGUGCUACGGUGAUCUUCCUUUAAACGACUGUGUCCUCUGUUACGCGGAAGCACGCACGAUGCUUCCGCAGUGUUAUCCUCAGAACGGAGGAAGAAUCUUUCUUGAUGGAUGUUUUAUGAGAGCUGAGAAUUAUAGUUUCUAUAACGAAUUCAAAGGACCUGAAGAUAACGUUGUGUGUGGAAACACGACGAGAAAGAGUGAGACUUUCGGUGAUGCGGUGAAGCAAGGGCUGAGAAAUGCUGUUGCUGAGGCUUCUGGGACUGGAGGGUACGCUCGUGCUUCUGCAAAGGCGGGUGAAUCUGAAUCUGAAUCCGCGUUUGUGUUGGCGAAUUGCUGGAGAACUUUGAGUCCUGAUUCUUGUAAACAGUGUUUGGAGAACGCGUCUGCGUCUGUGGUUAAGGGGUGUUUGCCAUGGUCAGAGGGACGUGCACUUCACACUGGAUGUUUCCUUAGGUACUCUGAUCAAGAUUUCUUGAACAAGAUAUCAAGAAACGGAAGAUCAAGAGGCUCUGUGGUAGUGAUUGUGGUCUCAGUUCUUAGCUCUGUGGUUGUCUUCAUGAUUGGAAUAGCAGUAAGUGUUUAUAUCUGCAAACGUCGGACCAUCAAGAGGAAGAGAAGAGGAUCAAAUGAUGUUGAGAAAAUGGCGAAAACUCUAAAAGACAGUAGCUUGAACUUCAAAUACUCAACACUGGAGAAAGCCACAGGUUCAUUUGACGACACAAACAAGCUUGGACAAGGCGGAUUUGGAACUGUCUAUAAGGGGGUUCUUCCAGACGGACGAGAUAUCGCUGUGAAGCGUUGCUCAGGACCAGAGAGCCUCCUUGUCUAUGAAUACCUUCAGAACAAGAGCCUUGAUCGAUUCAUCUUCGAUGUGAACAGAGGGAAAACACUAGACUGGCAGAGAAGAUACACGAUCAUCGUUGGGACCGCUGAAGGAUUAGACGAUAAGAGCCAUAUCAGCACUGCCAUUGCAGGGACCUUAGGUUAUAUGGCUCCAGAGUACUUAGCACACGGUCAGCUAACAGAGAUGGUAGAUGUCUACAGCUUUGGAGUUCUUGUACUAGAGAUUGUAACUGGAAAACAGAACACCAAAAGCAAAAUGUCAGAUUACUCAGACAGUUUGAUUACAGAAGCAUGGAAGCAUUUUCAGACACGAGAUUUAGAGGAAAUAUAUGAUCCAAACCUGAAUUGGAAGAAUCAGAAUGAUAGUAUCAUCAUCAAAAAGGAGAUAGCGAGAGUAGUUCAAAUAGGGCUCUUAUGCACUCAAGAGAUACCGUCGCUAAGACCAUCGAUGUCAAAGUUGUUGCAUAUGCUAAAGAACAAAGAGGAAAUCCUGCCAUUGCCAAGUAACCCUCCGUUUAUGGAUGAAAGAGUAAUGGAACUUCGAGAUGGUUCUGAUGGCGAUUCAGCUGGUUGUGCAUCUCUUGCCACUGUCUCACAAAGUUCCUUUUACGGUAGAUGAGCCUUAAAGAAUUGUAUAAGAAGAACAAAUACACCGUUGAGCAGAAA